This is a messenger RNA of Magallana angulata, 1807 nucleotides long. Its product is annotated as succinate--CoA ligase [GDP-forming] subunit beta, mitochondrial-like. Gene Ontology annotation, biological process: tricarboxylic acid cycle; succinyl-CoA metabolic process. Gene Ontology annotation, molecular function: succinate-CoA ligase (GDP-forming) activity; ATP binding. Gene Ontology annotation, cellular component: succinate-CoA ligase complex; mitochondrion. Lineage: Eukaryota; Metazoa; Mollusca; Bivalvia; Ostreida; Ostreidae. The record is from RefSeq and is a predicted model, not a curated record. The transcript is spliced from 11 exons. Bases 20 to 1351 code for a protein of 443 amino acids.
UCGUUCCCGGCAUAAAUCGAUGACGUUUUACACAUCACACAGAAAAAUGUCUGCGCCCAUGAGCAUGUUACGGACUUCUCGAAAACUGUCAAAAUUUGGUAACAUUUUACAGAACUUUAAGGAAAUAAAACAGAAAAACUUGCUGUUAAUCCCUGCGAGAUGUCUGAGUUUACAAGAGUACCAAAGCAAGAAGCUGAUGACCGACAGUGGAGUGUCUGUUCAGAAGUUUGUUGUUUGCAGUUCACUUGAUGAAGCAAAGUCAGCAGCCAAAAACCUCAAGGUGGACGAAUAUGUAAUAAAAGCACAGAUAUUGGCUGGAGGAAGAGGGAAAGGUGUUUUCUCUAAUGGCUUCAAGGGUGGAGUCCAUCUUACCAAAAAUCCAAAUGAGGUAGAGAAUCUGGUGUCAAGUAUGCUGGGACAAAAACUUAAGACAAAGCAGACCCAUGGGGAUGGUGUCAUAGUAUCGAAGGUAAUGGUGGCCGAGGCUUUGGAUAUUGCCAGGGAGACGUACUUCGCUAUUGUACUGGACAGAUCACAUGCAGGACCUGUGAUCAUAGGCAGCAAACAUGGCGGGAUGGACAUCGAAGAAACGGCAGCAACUGACCCAGACUCCAUCAUAAAGGAACCUGUGGACAUUGUGACAGGUGUAACAGAAAAACAAUGUCUGUCUGUAGCAGAAAAACUAGGAUUCCAGGGAAGCAACAUGCAGAAGGCUGCUGACCAGAUUAGGAGACUAUAUGAACUCUUCAUAAAGGUGGAUGCAACACAGGUUGAGAUCAAUCCUUUUGGAGAAACUCCAGAUGGUAGAGUUGUUUGUUUUGAUGCCAAGAUCAACUUUGAUGACAAUGCAUCAUUCAGACAGAAGGAGGUGUUUGCUAUGGAUGACAUGGCAGAGACUGACCCCAGGGAAAUCGAAGCUAGUCGACUGAAGCUGAACUACAUUGCCCUGGAGGGAAGCAUAGGAUGUCUCGUGAAUGGUGCUGGUCUUGCCAUGGCUACCAUGGACAUCAUCAAGCUCCAUGGGGGUGAACCAGCUAACUUCCUGGAUGUCGGAGGGGGUGUAUCAGAACAGCAAGUCCAUGAUGCUUUCUUCCUCCUCAUGGGGGACAAACAUGUGAAGACAAUCUUGGUAAAUAUAUUUGGAGGCAUUGUCAACUGUGCUACUGUUGCCACAGGGAUUAUUAAAGCGAGCAAGAAGCUGCAUCUAGAUCUCCCCCUGGUGGUGCGAUUGGAAGGUAACAAUGUGGAUGAAGCUAAACAAAUCUUGGCAGACAGUGGAUUAAAAAUCACUGUGGCUGAAGGAUUCAAUGACGCUGCACGUCUGUGUGUGCAAAAAGCAGCCACAGCUUAAUUGUGAUAAAAGACGUUAACAUGCAUGCUUCCAAUUACUGGUCAAUGACACCCGGGCAUCCAGGAGGGUUGUGUACUUGAUACUACAGGAUAUGCUUUAUACAAUUAUGAUUGUUAACAAAAUUAUGAAAUAUAAUUCCAACCAAUGGUGAUUCAGAUUUUAUUAGUGUGGGCAAUUAGAGACAUAAUUUUUUUUCAAAGUAGAUUUGCUGGACAGUUUAGUUCAUUCAUUUGCUAGAAACUCAUCGAUCAACAUAUUAAUUAUACAAAUGACAGCAAUUAUGGUUUGUUACACGUGCAGAUUAUUUUAUAUAUACAGUAUUGGAACAAAGGCACUUUUGCCUGUGUUCUAACAUGUACAUGUAUUUGUGAUUCAUAUAUAUUUAUGAAUUGUUCCACUCAGAGAUGAUAACAAUUUGUGAUAUACAUGUAUUCCUAAUAAAGCCGUAUAAAUAUU